UCUUCCUUCCUUCAGUUACUUACUUACAUCUGCUCUCCUUUCCUCUCCAAACCAACCGACCUUUUAUAUUCUAUCGACCUACUUACCUUCCACCAGCACCCGACCCAUCUUUAUCUAUCUAUCUAUCUAUCUAUCCGUUCAGCUAGCUAGCUAGCAUGGAAGAUACAACAACACCCAGUUCCAGUUCUCCGCACCCCCCUCCGCACGACCACGACCACGACCACGACCAAACCUCCUACCCCCCCAACAAAACCCACCCCCUUCCUCGUCCCCCACACGCCAUCAUCCGCCUAAUCCAAUGCUCCCGCUGCUCGCUCCCCCUCCGCUCCCCCCUGCGCCUGCCCUGCGGAAACACCGUUUGCCGGUCGUGUCUGCCGCCCGUCCGUCCCCGGUCCGGCAUCACGUACCCCGUCAACGAGGAUCGCAAACUGGGCUUUAAGUGUUACUGGAAGGAUACGGAGGAGUGCGCCGGCGAACAUUGUAUUGGGGAUUGUGGGGCUGACGUGCUUUUAGGGCGGUUGGGGGAUGUUUUUGGGGGGGUUUUGGGGGGACAGUAUAGUGGGGUAGAGGCGGAUGUUACUGCUGAUGGGAAUGGGAAUGGGGAUGUGAGUGUGAGUGUGAGGUGGAAGGGCAGUGGUCUGCAGCAUGAGAGUGCGGAGAUUGGGAGUGAUAGGUUGAAGGGGAUAUACGGGUUGGUUACAAGGGGGGGGUUCGACUAUGAUGCGUCGGAGGUGGAGUAUACGUGUUUGUCUGAGGGGCUGGAGAGGCUGGAGACACAGGAGGGACAGACCUUUGGGAGGCUGAAGGAAGCGGUUCGCAGUGAGCUGGACUGUCAGGUCUGCUACUCGCUUAUCUUGGACCCGCUGACGACUGGCUGUGGACACACGUUCUGUCGCGGGUGCGUCGCCAUGGUGAUGGAUCAUAGCGAUCUGUGUCCCGUUUGCCGGCGCAAGUUGGAUAUGUCUGCGACGGUGAGGUUCGAGCCCAUCAAUCGGAGGAUUCUGGAGCUGGUGGGGGCCUUUUUCCCCGAGCAGGUCGUGGCGCGGAGGGAGGGAUCUGCGACUGCGACUGCGACUGCGAAGGAAGGACAGAGGAAGAUUCCGCUGUUUGUGAGCGCGCUUUCGUUCCCCACUAUGCCGACGUUCUUGCAUGUCUUUGAGCCGCGGUAUCGUAUCAUGAUUCAGAAGGUGAUGCGCAGCAGGGAUAAGAAGUUCGGUAUGGUCAUGCAUAACCGUGCUAUGAAGAUCCAGCCGGGGCUGGGGAGGAGCCAGUUUAUGCAGUAUGGUACGGUCUUGUUGAUUGAGCGGUAUGAAUUACUUCCGGAUGGGAGGAGUCUGGUCAUUGCUUCUGGGGUGUCUCGGUUCAAGGUGCUCGGAUUUGAGCUGGUGGAUGGGUAUCAUCUUGGUACGGUGCAGCGAGUGGAUGAUAUCCCGAUCGCCGAGGAGGAGAGGCAAGAGUCCGUGGAGACGUCGGCGUCAGCAGGGACGGAUCCAGCCAGUCUCCCGCUGGAGUCGAUGCCAACGCAGCAGCUGUUUCAGAUGGCGUUGGAUUUUGUGGAUAAAAACCGUCUUGAGGGGGCGUCGUGGCUCCAAACACGGGUCAGGCUCGCUUACGGCGAGGCACCAUCUGAUCCCGCGCUGUUUCCCUGGUGGUUUGCCACGGUUCUUCCUCAGUGGGAGGACGAGAAGUACCUGCUCUUGUCGACGACCAGUGUCCGUGAGCGGUUGAAGAUCGUGGCGCAAUGGGUGAAAAAGUCGGAGUCUCAAGAGUGGCUCGCUCGCGCUCGAGCAUCAUCCACCCCUGUCUUAUGACUAGCCGUCCCUCUCCUCAUCCUCUCCAUCUUCGUGGCGACCCUGGGCCCGGUGGUGUCUUACCUGUCCCCGUCUGCGGGGGUCCUGUCCACUUUCACGCCGCUGUCCAUGUCUGUUUCCAUCUCGUUCGGGUCCGCCAGUCCGGACCAGCAGCAGCAGCAGCAGCAGCAGCAGCAGCAGACGCAGAGUCGGGACUCCGAACUGUAUAUACCCCAGACCUUGGU
This is a messenger RNA of Aspergillus heteromorphus CBS 117.55, 2035 nucleotides long. Its product is annotated as putative ATP-dependent protease (CrgA). Lineage: Eukaryota; Fungi; Ascomycota; Eurotiomycetes; Eurotiales; Aspergillaceae. The record is from RefSeq and is a predicted model, not a curated record. The coding region runs from base 156 to 1811 and encodes 551 amino acids. The transcript is spliced from 2 exons.